This is a messenger RNA of Ficedula albicollis (Collared flycatcher), 1337 nucleotides long. Its product is annotated as store-operated calcium entry regulator STIMATE-like. The transcript is spliced from 9 exons. Gene Ontology annotation, biological process: activation of store-operated calcium channel activity. Lineage: Eukaryota; Metazoa; Chordata; Aves; Passeriformes; Muscicapidae. The coding region runs from base 1 to 801 and encodes 266 amino acids. Gene Ontology annotation, cellular component: cortical endoplasmic reticulum; membrane. The record is from RefSeq and is a predicted model, not a curated record. Gene Ontology annotation, molecular function: calcium channel regulator activity.
AUGGCUAUUGAUGUGACAGUGAGACGGCAGGUUGGCAGCUUGGUGUUCCUGAAAGUGCUGCCCCUCCAUCUUGAAGUAAAACGCUUCAGAGAACCAAAGCAUGAAAGACGUCCCUGGAGGAUAUGGUUUUUAGAUACUUCCAAGCAAGCCAUAGGGAUGUUGUUCAUCCACUUUGCAAAUGUCUAUUUAUCAGACCUUACAGAAGAAGACCCUUGUUCACUGUACCUUAUCAACUUCUUACUAGAUGCCACUUUAGGAAUGCUGCUAAUCUACAUUGGGAUUCGUGCUGUGAGCAGCAUCGUGGAAUGGCAGCAGUGGGAGUCCCUCCGCUUUGGGGAAUAUGGUGACCCCCUGCAGUGCAGUGCUUGGAUGGGCCAAUGUGCUCUUUACAUAAUGAUUAUGACAUUUGAGAAAACCAUCAUCAUCAUAGUGCUGCUUAUACCUCAGUGGAAAGAGGUGGCUUUAUUGAAUCCCAUAGAGAACCCCCAGCUGGAGCUGGCAAUCGUCAUGCUGAUAGUUCCCUUCUUUGUUAACGCGUUAAUGUUCUGGGUAGUAGAUAAUUUCCUCAUGAAGAAAGGGAAGACAAAAGCUAAACUUGAAGAAAAGGAAGCAGGACAAGAUUCAAGAAAUGGAAGUAAAGUCCGAUACAGGAGAGCAGCAUCACACGAGGAGUCAGAGUCAGAAAUCCUCAUUUCAGCAGAUGAUGAGAUGGAGGAGUCAGACACUGAGGAGGACCUGCGCAGACUGACCAACCUAAAGCCCAUCAAGAAGAAGAAGCAUCGCUUUGGUCUGCCCGUAUGACACAUUCCUUGGCCUGUGGACUUGCAGGUUUCAUGGCAAAAACUUCUGUCAGUGGGGUUUAAUGUUGCAAUUGCAUCUCCCUUUUCAUGCAAACUGACUUAGAAGCAUGGUCUACCAACGGAAAGCAAAGCACUUGGAAGGCUUCCAGUUCAGUUGCACUACAAACACACUGACCAAUUAUGCAAGAAUGUGUCCUCAUCAUGUAUGGAAAAUGGAUGAGUCACUAAGGAUUCGUGUGGGAGGUGUCAGAGAAGAUCAGAGAGAACAGAUACAGAAUCUUUCACUUUCAGUUACUGAUGGGACAGUAUAAGGAGUUCUCUAAAAGGUAUCAGAGUUGACUAAGCUAAAGGAGUGUGUUUUAUUACUAAAACUGGCUUUUGCAGCAUAAUUCCUAGAGCAGAAUAGUUUAUGGUUACAAGCUGUAACUUAACAUUAUUUUUUUAAGUACAAAUGUUUACUUGCUACCAGGUACCUAUGGAACUAAUAGGUGGAACAAAGAUUUUUUUCCAAGUCUUCUCAAAUCUAUCUGACUAUUU